CGUUGAAUUUCAGGCCAACAGUUAUAUCUAUCAAUUUUUUGUUUGUAAGUGAAACUAUUAGAUAAAAUAUCCCAAAUUAUUGAAAUUAUCGUUUAUUAGCCUUUUUUCAAAUCGACCCUGUCUUGUAUUUGCUUAUCAUUUACUAUGGAGCAAAAACGUUUUGGAGUAAAAAGUUCACUUGUAGAAGAACUGAGAUUAUUUCAGUUAGCUCUUAAACAGAAGCGCAUGAAAAUGCCGUUUGAAACUAAAACCCUCGUUCAGUGUAAUUCCGAAGAGGUGGAAAAAACUGUAAAAGCCUCUAUUAGAACAAUAACAAUAACCCCUUGGAAUCCACCCAUCGCGAAUUUUAAGCUGCCUCGGCAGCAACUGAUUGUAAUGGGGGAAACUGACAUCCUACUUCGGAUCAAUGAUUGUAUUAAUCUUAACAUUACAUUCGCAACAUUGGAAGAAAGGCUGCGUUUUACGCAGGCCUUGGGGGACUUGGAUCCGCAGUCCAGUUCCAGUGACUCCGACGAGAGUGAUUAACAGUGGGAAAUCGAUUUUUAAAUGGUGUAUUUUUAGGACAAUGCUGUGCAAAUGGUAUUACUUUCCAGUAA
This is a messenger RNA of Zophobas morio, 596 nucleotides long. RefSeq lists its product as uncharacterized. The transcript is spliced from 2 exons. The coding region runs from base 145 to 525 and encodes 126 amino acids. NCBI's taxonomy places the organism in Eukaryota, Metazoa, Arthropoda, Insecta, Coleoptera, Tenebrionidae. The record is from RefSeq and is a predicted model, not a curated record.